AUGCGUGCCACCCUGCCUGGGCGACCUCAAUCUAAGCGACAGGCCCUUUGCACCGCGCAGUGGUGCGGCCUGCGUCUGGUCGCAUAUAUCUCCGGCAAUGCUGCCGUCAUUCUCAGCGGCCCUCAGACUAUUCUCCAGACCAUCUACGUCGACACGGUUGAUUCGCUCACGGCGAUAACCCUCGAAGAGACCACCGGCCGGAUAGCCCUUUGUGACGAACGCCAUGUCUAUAUCUACAGACCCGUCGGUCACGAGGAGGGUGUGUUGAAAUGGACUCUGGUCUACGAGUUGGACAAUCCUGCUGAACUGCGGGUGGAAUCUUUGUCCUGGGGAUCUUCUCAAGAACUUCUACUGGGUGGUUCCAGGCUGGUGCUGUGGUUCAUACCUGAGUCUGGCGCGCCGAUGAUCGUUUGGAACCAGCCACUGGCAUAUCCCACGGCACUCGCAUACCUUUCUCCUGACAGCAGCUUCAUAGCCUCCGUGGGCCAAUAUGACCGGCUCGUCAAAAUAUGGAGACGGCUUUCGUAUGAAGUUGACGGCACCAGAUUCGAUGUCUCCUAUCUACCACAUCCGGCGGCGGUCACAAAUCUGCACUGGCGCAAACCAUGGCAUCAGGAACAGAACUUGGACAACCUGCUCUAUACCUUUUGCUCCGACAAUCACGUCCGCGCCUGGACCACUUUUGAUCCCCACGCCUUGACCGUCCUACAAUUGGUGGGCGAUAUCAACAUGUACUCCUCGAUCCAGCCACGGAGGCUGAGUGCAAGUUCCAUCAGCACGAAACGAUAUGCCUUUAUCAUCGACAGCCGUGACUUUUCGACGGCCACAGAAAAGGCUGUCCAGAACUCAAUCGCCAAAACCGCGGACCAUGCUCUCGAGCAUCUCAUCGAGAUUGCCAAUCGGAGUCCAGAAAUCUGCGUCGUUCUCGACGGACUAGGUCACAUGUCUGUGUGGGGGUUGGAAAAUGCUGGGUACAAGAACAGAAUACUCUCUUCUGUAUUUCACAUCUCCCACGUCGAUGGCAUGAAUAUCCAUGUUCCACAGCUGAGCGACCCAUUGGAAGACUAUGUACAAUUCUGCAUCUUUGCCGGUGGCAGGACUGCAUCGUCGGUGUCAAUUCUCCUGCACUCUUUUGCAGGUGAUAUUGACUGGUACGACAGUCAGAUCACGCAUCUGUUCGACACAGCCGUGAGACACGACAGGACUGAACUGAUUUCUACCCUGGCGGGACAUGGUGCACCAGUCAUGCGGAUCGUUCGAAAUGUGGUUGGCAAUGUCGUGUUAUCCAGUACAGACGACGGUAACACCAGCAUUUGGCAGCACGAAGGAAAACUAUCAAGUGCUCCCCUGCUGCGGCGGAGCUCAUUUAACGUCACCGUCGAAAUCAAAGACGCCGUUAUCUUGUCCCGUGGGAGAUACGCAGCAAUUCUGAGUCGCCAUGGUCUCGAGCUGUGGGACAUUCGCGAGGCAAAAGCCAAACGACUCGGAGUUUGGGAAUCCGAAGGGAACCGCUUGCCGAUGCGCAUUACACAAAGUCGAAUCGCUAGCGAACGAGAACUCACCAGUCGAGUUAUUGUGGGGUAUCAUGCAGACGGGACCGUGGAGGCCUGGGAGCUGCUGCUUCCAGCAAAUGAAUCAGGCGCAACAAAUGGUUAUCGCGAGAUGAUACGAUCAUUAGGGGACGUUAGUCUACACGUCCACAAUCGAUACAACUCCCUGAUCUCCGUUUGUGACAAUAUGAGCACGAACAAUCGACCCACUGAUCCGCGCGAGAUCAACGCCCUCGGCUUCGCCGCAGCACUUGCCAAAGAAGGAACCCUGGAGAUGGUCAGAUCCCAGGAAGAGACAGAUUCCACAAAGCCACAUCUCUUCUCGGGUGCUUUGAUCGAGACUAAUAUUCGCCGGCCCCAGGCGAUCAGCGCAAGCGGCUACGGCAAGAUUGUGGUGGUCAACGAUGACAGUACGAGCCUCAGCAUAUGGGACGCCAAAACCGGUUCGUGGGAGUAUGAACAUGAGCUCGAUGGAACCGACACAAUUCAUUCAUUCGCAUGGGCUGUCUCACCACAGGGCUUUGCUUUGGUUGCAGUCUGCUUUGACUAUCACAUUGUCAUUCUAGGUCAGGUCCGAUAUGCUUACCGAGAGCGUGAGUCGGCAUGGGUAGAUUUGCGGCACAUCAGAAUAAGAGACUUUACCACCCACUCAAUUGGGGAUUUGUGCUGGCUAAAAAGCGGUGAUCUCGUUGUGGGAGCUGGCAUCCAGCUUUUCAUCUUCGAGGGAUACGCUAGGAGUCAUCACAACCAGUCCGCCAGGCCUCUUCGAGAUGUGCGAGCAAAGAUGCGGACCAACGAAACUUUUGCCAUGAUGGCAUUGUUGAACACUUUGGUCCCUGUCUUCCACCCCACGUUUCUCACCCUCCUUACAUGCAUCGAAGGGUUGGCAGCAACGAAGGACGUGUUGUAUCAUCUGCAUCGGGAUCUCAAGUACUUCACUGAGGAGGAUGAACUGUCCAGCCUGCUUAAUAUCGAACCCGACAGGAUUACAAGUGCAGCCAGCUCGACCCAAACGGUCGACAAACCAUACUAUACCACGAACGGUGAUCUAAACGGGGACACAGAGAAUCUACCGGUCUCAGAUUAUGCAGAAGGUCUAGAAGGCAAUUUGCGACGAUAUAGAUUGUGGCAGCUCACCAACAAGGAACAAUCCGAAAUAGCGAAACAGGUCGAGGUUGUCUCCGAAUUAGAGAAACACGAGGAGUCGGUCGAUGCUAAUGGUCAGCGCUACCUUCACGCGCUGUACACGUGCGGCGAUGAAGGCGUCCCAUGGAGUGCCAUUGCAUUCGCGUCGUUGAGCACAUCCCAAGAGAUUCUUGUUGACUUGGUCACCCGCCUGUACGGUGGCAAACUCACCUGGGAUGCUGCGCGUAAGUCAGGACUGUUUUGUUGGCUCUCCGAUGUGGAAGCUCUUCGACAGCAAAUGGAGAAUGUUGGUCGAAUCGAGUUUACAAAGAACGAAGACCGCAACCCAGUGGAUUGUUCACUGUAUUAUCUCGCCCUUCGCAAGAAAUCCGUCCUAUUGGGACUUUGGAGAAUGUCCAUCGGGGUGAGAGAAAAAGAAAAUACCAUGAAGCUGUUGGCGAACAACUUUGACGAUCCGAGAUGGAAGGCCAGUGCGCUGAAGAACGCGUAUGCCUUGCUCAGCAAACGGCGCUUUCACUACGCGGCUGCCUUCUUCUUGCUAGGGGACAGUCCGUGGGACGCGAUCAAUGUCUGCAUACAUCAACUACAAGAUUUGCAGCUCGCCAUUGCUAUCGCGAGGGUCUACGAGAGCGAAAGCAACAAGCAAUCCUCCACUCUAGCACGGUUAAUGGAACAGACCGUUCUACCCUUGGCAAUUAGUAGCGAGCAAGGACGGUGGAUGGCAAGUUGGGCGUACGCGGCGAUCCUUGAUCAAAAGGACAUGGCCAUUCAGGUCUUGGUGCACCCUGUGCAUAAAAUUGUGGGCAAACCAUUGCUAGACAGAUACGAGGGGGAAGGGAUGGUGGGAUCACUCAGCUACGCCGCAAACGACCCUCUUCUGACACUGUUAUACACCCAACUUCGCGCGCAAUUGGUGAAGUGCAACGAAUGGCGCAGCGAGGUCAUCAGCGCAAGAGAUGAGUGGGGAUUCGUCAUGCGUUGCGUGAGGCAGUAUAUCCACAUGGGAUGCGACGUUCUUGCCCUGUCCCUCGUCCGAGAUUGGGAGUUUGUCCCCGAAACCCCUGACCGGACGGUCAUACCGGAUGAAGUUCCACGGCCGCCUAGUCCGGGCAUCCAGCGGCGCAAGACGUUCUACGAUCUCGAAAAGGAGGAGGACGAGGAGAAUCUGCCCCUGGCCGAGAAAGCGAAGGAGCAGACAAAGAAGAAGCCGCCGCCGCCGCCGCCCACCAUGUUUGAGGAGCCGAGCGCCGACAGUCUUCUGGACAGUUUUGGGUUUUGA
Molecule: messenger RNA, 3975 nt
Organism: Fonsecaea monophora
Lineage: Eukaryota; Fungi; Ascomycota; Eurotiomycetes; Chaetothyriales; Herpotrichiellaceae
Exons: 2
Coding region: 1-3975 (1324 amino acids)
Biological process (GO): vacuolar acidification
Cellular component (GO): RAVE complex
Molecular function (GO): protein binding
Source: RefSeq, a predicted model, not a curated record